Pogonomyrmex barbatus (red harvester ant) is the source of this 2179-nucleotide messenger RNA. Its product is annotated as sensory neuron membrane protein 1-like. Gene Ontology annotation, cellular component: membrane; cytoplasm. Gene Ontology annotation, molecular function: scavenger receptor activity. The record is from RefSeq and is a predicted model, not a curated record. Lineage: Eukaryota; Metazoa; Arthropoda; Insecta; Hymenoptera; Formicidae.
GUAGGAAAGUCCGGAAGACCACGACGGGGUCGAGCAAGUAGGAGUACGCCGACGCCGGCUUGGUCUAAGACGUCGGUGUCAUUAUCGCGCGGGCAGUCCGUUCGCGACGAGCCGCGCACGAUCAAGCCGCGACGGCGACGUCGACGACGACGAGGACGACAAGGGUGGUGCGAAGAGAUCGGCCGGGUGACCGUACAGAACGUUAAGAUGGUGUCUAUAAAGAAGCUUGGAAUCGGCGGUGGAGUUAUGUUUUUCUUCGGCAUUCUACUUUGGUGCGGGUUCCCCGCAUUGAUUAGGUCGCAGAUUAAGAAGGCAAUUGCGUUGAAACCAGGAAGCGAAAUCCGCGAAAUGUGGACUGCUUUUCCUCUGCCGUUGGAUUUCAAGAUUUACCUGUUCAACGUGACUAAUCCCGAUGAAAUUAAUGAGGGAGGAAAGCCAAAGUUGAAGGAAGUUGGACCAUUCUUCUACGACGAGUACAAACUGAAGCUGGACCUCGUCGAUCGAGAGGAUGAGGACACCGUCGAGUACAGCAUGAAGUCAACGUGGUUCUUCAAUCCCAAGAAGAGCAACGGGUUGACGGGCGAGGAGAUCAUGGUGUACCCCCAUGUCAUGAUCCUGGGCAUGGUGGCAGCCACGCUCAAAGAGAAACCCGCUGCGAUUCCGGUCGUCGGCAAAGCCGUCAACAGCAUCUUUCACAAGCCGGAGUCGCUAUUCGUGACAGCCAAGGCCAAGGAUAUACUUUUCGACGGUCUGCCCGUCGAUUGUACGGUGACAGACUUCGCGGGGUCGGCGGUGUGCAACCUUUUGAAGACGGAAGCGAAAGAUCUCGUGCCCGAUGGUGAAAAUCGCUACAAGUUUUCCCUCUUUGGCGGGAAAAAUGGCACCGUCGUACCGCAACGUAUGAAAGUUCUACGUGGAGUUAAAAAUUUUAAGGACGUCGGUCGUGUCCUGGAAUUCGACGGUAAACCCGCGUUGGACAUUUGGCCGGAGGAUCACUGCAACGCUUUCAAUGGUACCGAUUCGACAAUUUUUCCUCCUCUGUUUGGUCCCGACGACGAUAUCGUCUCGUUCGGCUACGAGAUCUGCCGAAGUCUCAGUGCGCAUUAUAAAUACCAUAGCAAAGUUAAAGGCGUUAAUACUCUUCAUUAUACCGCGGAUCUGGGAGACAUGAGCACGAAUCCUAUGGAGAAGUGUUUCUGUCCGACACCGGAGACUUGUUUGUCGAGAAAUUUCUAUGACAUGACAAAAUGUCUGGGUGUACCCAUUAUUGGAUCUUUGCCACAUUUUUACGACACUGAUGGAAAAUACUUGCAAAUGGUGGAUGGCUUGAAUCCAAAUCAGGAGGAGCAUGAAAUCGAUAUGGACUUCGAGCCGAUGACGGCCACACCGAUACGGGCGCAUAAACGGUUGCAGUUCAACAUAUUCAUACAACCGGUACCGAAGUUCAAGCUGAUGAAGAAUUUCCCGGAAGCGCUACUGCCAUUGUUCUGGGUGGAGGAAGGAAUACUUCUCGAUGACGAGUUCGUCAACAAGGUGAAGAUGGUGUUCAAAAUAAUGGCGGUCGUCUCGUUUCUGAAAUGGCUAAUGGUGCUCGGUGGAAUAGGCAUGGGAGGCGCAGCUGGUUAUAUGUAUUAUAAAAAUCGUGAUAGUGGCAAUUUGGACAUCACUAAGGUUACUCCGAAGACAGCUAGCAGGGAGGAUAGCAAGAAUGAAAAGAGUUGGCCGCCUGGCAUGAACAUCAGCACGAUACAAGCGGCAUCGGUGCCGUCCAGUCUCGACAGAAAUUGAGUUUCUGUUAGCAGGAAAAUUUCUAAUAUCAGUCACGAAGGUCCAUUCUUUCAAUUCCAGAGAUAUCUUUUUUAACUAAAAUUAUUUUUAAUAUAUAAAUAUAUAAUUGAAUAAGGUUUUCCAAAUGCGGCGGACAGUUCUUAAAAAGUAAACGAAGCACGAGGAACUAUGCCUUCACGGCAAUUUGCAAUGUCUUAAAUGAAGGGUUGAAAGGCUGAAGAUGUUAUAGCAAAUAUGAUAUAUUUUAUUAAAGCCUAACGACCAAAUAAUAGAUAAAUCUUUCUAUUUUUCUCUUGGAAACAUAAUUAAACUCGCGAAUAUAUAGGUAAGAACGUAGAUAAGACUCAAUCCGUCAUGUGUAACAUAUACUUGAAAUUAACUACCUCGUUAU